AUGGCCAGUCGUGUCGCGGCGCUGAGUCUUUACCGGCAACUGAUCCGCGAAUCCAAUAAGUUUGAUGACUAUAUUUACCGCAAAUACGCGGUCAGACGCGUGAGGGAUGCGUUCCGCGCGGCCAAAGGCGUGACCGAUGCGGACACUGUUCACCGAAUGCUUGCCGACGGACACAAGAAUCUGGAGAUAAUCCGCAGACAAGCGGUGAUCAACCGAUUGUAUAAAAGCGAUAAACUGGUGGUCGAGGGCCAGAGCGCCGGCAAAGCUAACAAUACCUAA
Molecule: messenger RNA, 279 nt
Organism: Medioppia subpectinata
Lineage: Eukaryota; Metazoa; Arthropoda; Arachnida; Sarcoptiformes; Oppiidae
Source: the annotation of a GenBank genome assembly